AUGCUUCAGCUGUUCUUCGCCGUCGCGUUCUCGGCGGUGCCACUGACGCUGUACGUUCCUCCGAUCAGAAACCUCUGCCUGUUCGUGGACACGGUGGAGCAGCUCUACCACCACACCGCCGAGGUGUUUAGUCUCCAGCUCCGCCCUCAACUACGCCUCGCUCUCUCUCGUCUCCUCUCGUCUCCUUCUACAAUAAGGUAGAAGAAUUAUCGCCGCUUAAUUAUCUUUUUAUAAUUCGUAGGGUUUUGUUGGAUAAAUAAAUGAUAUUUCGUCCUUUGAAUUUUGUAUUAUUAAUAUUCACGGUUUCAAAUUAUCAGUUUUUUUUUUGUUAUUUUACGACGAAUGUCGAUUUUAUGUAUACAUAUGUGUGGAUUCAGUUGGUUGUACAUGAACUACGAGUUUUGGGUUUUUGUUGUUUGGAAUCGGACAAGUAUAUUUGGAUGAUUUAA
This is a messenger RNA of Daucus carota subsp. sativus, 449 nucleotides long. RefSeq lists its product as uncharacterized. The transcript has a single exon. NCBI's taxonomy places the organism in Eukaryota, Viridiplantae, Streptophyta, Magnoliopsida, Apiales, Apiaceae. The record is from RefSeq and is a predicted model, not a curated record. The coding region runs from base 1 to 201 and encodes 66 amino acids.